CCUCUGUCAUGUCUGACAACACGCUAUUAGCUGAGAUUUUAUGGCAGAAAUACUGGGAAUUCAGUAAUGAUAUCGCCAUUGUUACCGCAUUACAAUUUUGAGAAAUAUCAUUAUUUUUACGGAUGAUCAGACAUAGACACCUUUCAAGAUAAAGUCUCGUUGAUUUGAGAUAAAAGUGCUACCUUAGAGACAUUAGGAAAUUAUGGUUCACAUGAAUAAUUUUUCAGUCUGUGUCCGCUGGAGUGUCUUCACUAUGAACUGCCUGGUUUGGGUAAGUUUUUGUAAAAGCAGCAAAUCUUUUUGUGUCUACCAGUGACACAAAAAAUUCACACAGGUAAUCCUUCAAUUUCGCGCAGACAGUAUUGUAUAGUUCAUAAUAGCCAAGUGCGCACAGCUACUCUCACUGGCCAAUGAAGCAUAACUAAACACCAUUUCAAUCCCGCAUCGUUUUCCAAAAACCCUUCUAUCGCUUAAACUUAUCUCACACUAGUGUUAAAAGACUUUCAGAGAUCUUUACUCUGUCAGUAUCAAGUACUAUCUAUGCUCAAAGUCGAUGAAAGAAUUUCGUUUAGAGAAAGCGAUUUUACAUCGCGUGAUUUGUUUGUGAUAAACUGAUCAUGAAAGAUGAAACCCACGCGUCUAUUAGAAACCAUUUUGAAGUGGGCUUACAAGGAAAAUUCACGGACUUAAUAUGAAUGUCGAUAUUAUAUACCCAGUGUGUUGUGAAUGAACAAUUCUCAGUUGGAUUUUGGGGUUUCGACGCAAGAAAAUUCCUGAUUUUUGCCGUAUCGUCGAUGGGAUUGUAAAAUCUACUGAUUGCGUUGUCAAAUAAUUUUUCCUGAAGAUUCGUGAUGGUUUCCGGACAGUUUUCAAUUUUAUGCAAGAUUUCCUACUUGCUUCGUCGAAACUGGCAAAAUAUAAUUUAUCAUAUGCUUUCACAGACGUGACGGUGUUCAUCAGCUUCGCUUGCACUCAUGAACCUUGACUCAAGCAAGGAAUAGAGUCGGUUCAUUGUACUUGAUUCAAUUUUGCUAGAUAAACUGGGUCAAUAAAUUUUGAUUUCAAGUUUGAAUCUGAUCAUCUUUGAUUCUCUUUACACAGACAAUACAUGAUUUUAGAUAUUCUUUCGUCGGAGGAGAAUUUUGGAAUACUCCGCCAAGUCUCCUAAAAACACUUUAAUUUCUAAAACCAAACAUGCUUUAGACUAGCAAAACAAAUUCGGGAAGUUUGACCUCGUCAUCUUUAUAAUUUAUUCCAUUCAGUUUUAAAAAUCAAUCCAUUUGAAUCUCUUUUUUAAUUUCCAUCACCAAACUAUUGCUAAACCUGGUUUAUAAGGUAUACAAUGAAAAAUCUUUUUGAAUCGCAAUCGAGGCUCCGUCAUUUCCUCUGGUGCAUUAAAAACAAAAGUGUACGAGAUUAAUAAAUUGCUAAAGCCGUCUAAAACUUCAUAUUUAGAAUUGGAGUAGUCAUCAGUUAUUUACAUAGGAAAACAAUCAGAGUGACAUGUGUAGUCAACUGUUUUCGGGGUCCUUUUUGUGCAAAGGUUUAAAGACGACAGAUUGUCGUUAGUUUAAUUAAGUCCACAGCAGAGGUUUCCUUUUUCAUUUGGAAUUCACAUUCAUGCUUUAAGCUGGAGUAAUUAAGGGGGUUAUAACGCUUUGGAUUUCACUAAAAGAAAUGUCAUAUUGGAGUAUUUGAAAGACAGUUGUAGCGCACGUACCUCACACUGGAUCUACAAAUAACUGGUGUCUUAGGAAAUGAAAAAGAUAACAUUUACGAAAAAAACGAAAAAAAUGGUCGCCUCGCUUUUGUCGUUUAUCUCUUGGUCUUUGGUGUAGCUUUUGAAAAGAAGAGCAAUUAAAAACUUUGACACUGUGAUACAUAAAAAAAGAAACAAUUUAACGAGUUUUUGAGUUUUUCUCUGUUCAGUUCCUUAUACAACUGCUUUCUUCAUACGAAACCUUACACUUAUACUAUCAGUGUAAACAAUGUGGCAUUGAAGUUCUGUUGUGGUUGUAGACGAUCGAGAUGUAAAGUCAAUAAGCGGAUACCCGACAAAAAAUGAUUAUCAAAAACAGGCCUUCAGACCGAGAGUUCUUAGCAACACAAAUCGUUACGUCGCUUACCUAUGCCUAUGUUUCGUACAGUUGUUAUGUGAACCUCUGACCAAUGACGAAAUAUUUCACAUUUUAAUUUGGAAAAAGUCGGUGGAUACAAAAAUAUAUUCUUUGGGCUACCAUGAAACGCCUCUUGGUUGUUCCCGUGAACCCUUUAAACCCUAUGAGUGACGUACCAGCAUCUGAGAGUACGAGAAUAAAGGAACUGAUCGUCAUCCUUUGAAGCUUUGAUUAUUAAACCGAUUCUCCUUGUCAGUACCGAAGGAAAUUUGUAGAUAAUAGUUUAGAGAAUACGAAUACUGAUGCUGGGGUGUAAAGGGUUAAAUUCAGUUUUGGUUAAACAUGGUGUCAGGAGUGGAAUAGACCCCGAUGAGGGCACAGCCAUUAUCCAUCACCAAACCCCACACCUUUUUUAGGCGCACUAUUUUGCGACACCUUUGUGGCCGGCUCCCUAUACGCAUUUUCAUGACAAUAAUCAAGAGAAGCCAUUCAAUUGAAGUCUUACUCUCUCUACAGCUUGGAGGCUCUGUGAUGCUUGGCCUUGGGAUAUGGGUAACAACACAAGACACGGAGUAUAAACACCUGGCUGGAAAUCUGGUGUGUUUUUCGUUUGUUUUCCUUUGGAAGCUAAAUGAGAUAAAGAAAAUGCAAGUAAAGGUGCACUUUUUCACAUUACUAAGUAGGUGAAGCCCAGGAGAGGGAUGUUUCAGGCGUUACAGAUUCUGGUGCCUCGGACUCUGAUAGUGAUUAGAACCCCUGUGAGCCUGAUCGGGAAACGUGCGAUUAAUGGGGAAGGGGAAAUGAGUUAACAUAAGUCCUCGUAGACUCAAAUGAAGCUUAAAGAUGAACAAAAAAGAAUUUACAUGACAUUUAUCACAUUUUUGACAUAGAGACCCUCUGUGAUUAAUGAUUUGGCCAGUGAUCCCCUUUUAAAUGGACUUGAGGUAUAACCCUUCCCUACUGGUGUGUUAAACCUAAGGGGGCUGUAGAAAAGAUUUUUACAUCAUUUUGAGGGUUCAGUCCUCAAUGGUACAAUUACCGGUAAGGGAGGGCUGGAUAUGUUGUCUUCCUUGAAUACAUUAAUCAAUACAUAGAAUUCGAGAACACAUUGGUUAACAACACUGAGAAAAAGAGGAUUUCUCCUCAUACCGCAGAUUUAAAAAGUAAGAAACAAAAUAACCAAAAUACAUGGUUAUUUUCAAAUCAUAACGCUGAUGCUUUUUUUUUCCCUUAACAGAACGUAACUAUUGGCUAUAUUGUGCUGUCAUCGUUUGUAUUUAUCACUGGUAUGUACUCCUUCUUACUGCAUACAAAUUAAAGCCUUUAGGGGGAGAUCUUGCAAAUUUUUAUGUGCAAGGCUGUUGGACAAAACUAUUUAUUAAACCUCAAAAUGAAGCCAAACCUCACUCAAGUUUUUCUUCAAUUGAAGGUAGACUGCUGUUAAAUUCUUGGUGUGACCGUGACCUAAACGCCUACAAGUGUUCUAUCCUCGGUGCAUUGACCAAAAGAAAUGUAACAUGCUCUUCCCCUCUCUCCCUAAAAGAGAUGGGAAAUGAACUCUUCCCUACCAAACCAUUGUCCCCAACCAUCCCAUGACAUAAAUUUCCCUGAUUACAAAUGUCCUUUUUACCUACCAAAGGAAAGGUGGGAUUUACUGAAGUUAUUUAUUAAGAAAUUCAGCACACUCUGAAGAACUGAAUUUACUUAAAGAUUGCCCAGCAAAUGACCCCAUUUUCAUUUCCGGUGCUCAUCUGUGUGAGGGUGUCUUCAUUUAGUUUGGUAGAGUAAAACCCUACUUUUAAUUUCAUAUUAUCAGCAUGUACUCUCUUUUGUUGAUACCAGGAUUUAUCGGAUCAUGUGGAAUUCUCCUAAUGAAAGAGAACCUACUAAGAGCGGUAAAUAUCAAAUUCAAUAUAUAUACCCAAGAGUUAAAACACUCAAGUUCCCCUCAUAAAUACUCAUCAUGCUAUCAAUUACAUCUCCCAAAAAAUAAUUUCCAGCCUGACAUGGUAUUGUUGUAAAAUUACAUUCUAGGUUGAAUUAAACAAAGGAAUAUAAUCUUAGCACUUCCCAACAUGCAAUUUGCUGUCCAACAAAACACAACAACUGCUGAGCUAAAGUUAUUUCCUUACAUUUCAUUUCUUUUCCCUUAUUUUUUAGUAUUUUGCAUUUAUGUUAAUUUUACUCUUGGCUGAACUUGGUGUAGCUAUUUAUCUCUACGUAGAAAAAGACCAGGUACGUGAAAUUUAAUACUGUAAAUGUUAUGAUAAUUCUAAAUUUAAAAUGUCAAAAGUUCUAUUAACCCUUUAGCCCCUUAGAGUGACUAGCAUCUAAUUUCUCCUUACAAUAUCACCCCUGAAUCAAACAUGAAAGUCAUGAGAAUAGAGGAGAUGAUCACCAACUAAAGCAGCUCUUGAUUGUGAAACAAAUUCUCCUUGUCAGCUUCUUUGGAAAUGUAUGGAGAACAGUAUGGAGAAUGUGCAUGCUGAUGUUAGGGUGUAAAGGGUUAACUUACAUCACAAUGACUCAAAAUAAUUGCAUUCACCCAUCUAUGGAGUCAUUAUUCAGUGAUCAAUAAACAGAGAUCAAGGACCCAUGUAAAUAGUGGACAUCAAUUACAGAUUUUAAUCACACAGUUUUUACUGAUAGGGGAAGAUAAUCUAGCAUUGAUAACCCUUUAACCCCUAAAAGUGAUUAGCAUCCAAUUUCCCCUUUCAGUAUCAUUGCUGAGUCAAACAUUAAGGUUAAGAGAAUUGACGAAACGAAAGUAAAGCAAACAGGCUUUUGCCUGUUAGCUUAAGUCGCCCUGUCAGUACUUCAGGGAACAUUACGGAGAAUAUGCUUACUGAUAUUAGGGUGUAAAAGAUUACAAUUUGAAUUUUGUUUUAUUCAUGAUAUAUUUUAGAUACAAGAUCAUAUUGCCACAAACUGGGACGAAACUACUGAUGAAGUUAGAAUCCUCAUUCAAGAAAAGGUGAAUAUGCUCUUCAAUUUACCAUUAUUCAGAAUCAAAUCUAAAAUAAAGACACCAUCGACUGGUAAUAAAUUAUUUAAGUCUGACAUAGCACUCAUUCCAAGUAACUAAACAUGAAGCUAUUAUGUAUUCUUUGAGCACGUAAAGCUACACCCUUUGACCACCAAGAGUAACUAGCAUCUAAUUUCUCUAUACAAUAUCACUCCUGAAUCAAAAAUUAAGGAUGCAAAGAAUAAUUAAAAGGAAAUGAUCACCAACUAAGAAGCUCUUCACUGUUAAACAAACACUCUUUGUCAGUACAGCAAGAAAUGGGUAGUGCACAGUAUAGAGAAUAUGCAUACUGAUGUUAGGAUGUAAAUGAAUAUCAAUCUCUAUUAAUAUGAAUCUAGACAUUGAUAACUGAGAGGCCUGGACUGGGUACAGGCAGGGUGCAUAUUAGUAUUUUCUCUUUCCUUAAGAUUGAGCAAUUUGUUCAGCAUAUGAGACUUAGGUAAAGCCAAUAGCUAUUCACCAUGCUAACACAUUUUAAUUGAAAAAGUACUUUAGUAUAUUACUGCUUAGGUAUCUGUGCAUGUCUUAUUAGAAAUCUAGCAAGCAAGCAAGCAAUUUAAGAGCUAGCUUUAAGAAAGUUUUAGUUUCUGCCCCACCAACACCAUCAACAGUUUUGACUGUAUCUUUCAUCUCAUUCAUGUUUGUAAUUUAUUCUUGAUUACUGGACUGUUGGUUUAGUGUAUUCUUCAAAGAUCUUUUAUGUAAUAGUCUAGUGAAUUAUCUACGUAGGAUACACACAUUUACCAAACUGUCUGGUUCCAAAACAAGCCUCUGUCUGUUUUAGUGUUUAGAGGGUUAAUAAACUAGUUAUAUUCUUUUUAUUAACUCAUUUUAUUUACUUUUUCAAAUUCAAGUUUGAAUGCUGUGGUCUAUCACCACUAAACCUCAACCAUGCAUCAAGUUCUGACAAAUCCUGUUUUGUUGAUAAUCCAGAAAAAGAAAGACGGAAGGUAACUUGAACAUUCUGUUGCUUCUUCUUAAUGUCAGUUAUCCCAACCCUCCCAUUAUAGCUUCCCCUAAAAAAGAAGCUUAGAAAAAUGUUCUUGCUGCUUCACUGGUCUCUUCAGAACCAUUCUUUAUCAUUUUCCAGGGGGUAUCUUGGACUUUUAUUACUAUCACUUCAAUUUCAGGGCAGUAUUCAUAUUUGUGAUCUCAAAAUAUAGGAAAUGGCAUCUUAGAUGGAGGCCUUGGUUCUAAGAUUUUGGAUGGGGAUUAAUUCAGAUCCUCUCCAACCCAAAUGCUAAGGCCUUUGGCACUUGUGGUCACGGCUGUGCUACACUAAAACCUUCCUUCUUUGUGUUUCUAAUAGUUGGAAUAUAUGUAUUGUAUUAUGCUGCCUUAACAACAUUGAGAGGUCGAACUUCAUUCUCUGAUUUCAAAAAGAUAAAUGAUUAAUGUUAGGAUUCAGUUUUUUUAAUCCCCAACUGCUUUUGUAAGGUAAUAAUUAUCAGAAAGAUGGCAAAAAAACCUAUUCGUUUUUGUGCAAUCUCUCCAGGACUGCUACACAAAUCUCAUGGAUUGGAUUAAGAGGAACCAUGUUAUCUUAGCAACAUGUUCAGUUAUUGUUGCUGUUCUGCAGGUACUUAAGUGAAAUAUUUCCAAAAUAUUAAAGUAUAAAAUAAAGAAAGCCACAAAGUUUAGAAAACAAGCCAAGUCAUUUGUUAUGCAAGAGGAAUGUUGAAAUUUUCUGUAGGUUGUGUAGAAAACAUCAGAUUUUUAAACAUUUAGAGUAGAUAACCUUUUAAACCUGAAAAGUUGAACAUUCACCUCAUUUCUUCUUACAAUAAUACUGCUGCAUCGUUCAUUGAGAUCAUGAGAAUAACAGAAAAGAUCAGUAACCAAAGAAGCUCUUGAUUGUUAAACAAAUUCUCCUUGUCACCAUCUUAGGAAAUGUAUAGAGAACAGCAUGGAGAAGAUGUAUACUGAUUUUACAGUGUAAAGGGUUAACUGUUUUAUAUCCAUUGAAAUCUUUUUAAGAUGUUGAUAUUGGGAGGAACCUGUCGGCUGAUUGCAGCAAUUGAGUCUGGUGACAGAACAGUAAGGCGAACAAGAGUAGUGCCGAUCAAUGUCCAGCCAAUAGCUGUAGCGCCAAUACACGUGCAAAAUGUGUACCCUGACUAUUGGAGCCCUGGUUAUUUGAACCCUGGUUAUUUGAACCCUGGCCAGGGGAACUCUGGCCCCACACCACAGCCAGCUAAAGCUGGGCCUGAGGAAGUAACACAAAAUGACAGUGCUACUCCUUUGUCUGAAGAUUCUGAAGAUGGACCCAUUAGAAGCAAUAUCAAAAGAAAGGAAUGGGCAAAAAUCAAUCCAAAAUAUAACCCUGUUUUUAGCUUACUUGACCUGAAGUUAUAGUUUGACAAAAUUGUUUUUUUUCAUGGAAGAAAAGGUUUUAGUGUUGGUAUACAAGUAACUCCCCAUGUGGGAGUAUUUACCUGAGAGUAUUUAAGGUAUAACUGUAAAUAGUCUGUCACAAAGGAUUUUAUGAACAAGAGUAAAGGGAAAUUACAUAUUUAAGUGCUUGAAUGAGCAUUGUGAGUUUCUUAGUGCAUAUAGUGCACAAGUUUAUAUUCUGUGUGAUGCCAAUGUCUAUAAUCCUUUUACCCCAGUAAGUGUCUAGCAUCUAAUUUAUCCUCACAAUAUCACUCCUGAAUCAAACAUUGAAGCCAUGGGAAUCAAGGAAAUGAUCCUUAACUAAUUAAAGAAGCUCUUGAGAGAGCUCCUCCUUUUUUCGGGUAAAAAAAAAGGAAUUGCAGAGGAAAGAAGAGCCUACAGGGCAAGCGACAAAAACCUGCCCCUCUUCAGGCUGGUUUAUGCAUUGUUUAUAUACAUUAAAUCUACAUAUUAGUUUAUUUCUCUGAAUUUCCCAUCAGCCAUAUUGAGCUAUAACAUACACAGGCCCAACAAAAGAAUUCUAGUUUAUUUUAUUUUGUUAGGAAAAGGCUUAAUUAAUUGCGAGUGUGUAAAGCAAGUAUCUAAAGGCAGCACCUACUUCGGCCCAGGUAGUUUUGAGCAAUAUUUUGUAUAUUGUGGUGUUAAAAGCAUACAAGUGAUGUACAAGGAUUAUUUUAUGUACAACAUAUAUGUCCUUAAAAAAUGUUUGUACUCUUAUAAAGAGACUCAAAUUAAAGAGAAUUCCAGAGAGGGAAUUAAAAAAAAAAAUACUGUUGAGCUAACUAGGUAGCAUAUUAUUUUUAAGUAACUAGGUAGCAUAUUAUUUUUAAGUAAGGUACAAUUUUGUAGAGAUAGGAACGAGCAUGGCAUUUUAGCUCUAACAGAAGUUAUUUUUAAAAAAAAGUAGCAAAUAGAACAAUAUAUUCAUCAAGUUAACAUAGAAAACAAACAAUUUAUCACUGUCUGCAUUUAACACUGCAUCUGCAAUUUUGAGAUUGUUCUGCCAGUCUGGAAGUAAAUACAUAUUUAUUCACCCUGCAAGAGUGGUAGUAUCAAAACUUGUUUUCUUUAUAACUUAUGACAAAAAAACACUACACAAAGAAAUAUGCC
This is a messenger RNA of Pocillopora meandrina, 8646 nucleotides long. NCBI's taxonomy places the organism in Eukaryota, Metazoa, Cnidaria, Anthozoa, Scleractinia, Pocilloporidae. The record is from the annotation of a GenBank genome assembly.